Parastagonospora nodorum SN15 is the source of this 1098-nucleotide messenger RNA. RefSeq lists its product as hypothetical. The transcript is spliced from 2 exons. NCBI's taxonomy places the organism in Eukaryota, Fungi, Ascomycota, Dothideomycetes, Pleosporales, Phaeosphaeriaceae. The coding region runs from base 1 to 1098 and encodes 365 amino acids. The record is from RefSeq and is a predicted model, not a curated record.
AUGUCCCCCUCUCCCUCCCCAAAGACCUCUGCCUUGGGCAAGUCUUCGCCUUCGCCUGAGGCAACUCCUCGUCAAGAGCCGCGCGUAUACCACCGCGGCCCCCCCUCCGGCUUUGGGGAUCGCCUUGCGUCUGCGCGAGGCCUACCUCCAAGCGCAGCCCCUCCUCCUCCCCCUCCUCGCACCACCGUGCCUGCCGACGGUGCCGGCUUCUCCGUCCUCCCCUCUGGCUUCUCUCCUCCUGGCGGCGACAUGGCGUCCAGGUACGCGCCCAGGAUUGGCCUCGUGAAGGGGUCGUACAUCAGCCCCUUCGACAGCGGCGGCAAGACCCCGGGCAACCCGCGCCUGCAAGCCAGCUCCACCACCAUUGCGGAGUUCGAGGGGUCGCGUGCUGUCACCGAGGACGAUGCGCAGUCUGAGGGAAGUGUCAACUCCAAUGGCACUAUUCUUCACCAUCCUGCUGCCAGCUCCGCCCUCUCCUUCGGCCAGAUGUCUCCCGCAGCCGUUCGCAAAAAGAACAAGGAUCGCGCUGCUUUUGUUGCCGAGAAGAUUCCUGCGACACUACCAAAGGGCUCGUCUCCUCGUCAGCUCUUCCUCGGACCGCUCCAACUGAUUCGCAAAGCCUGUGCCGACAACGCUGGCUCAUCUGAGGCUCUGAAGCUUCUAGGCGAGUGGCUGCAGGAGAAGAUGCCGCGGGCAUUCGAGACCGUCCUGGACCGCGACGAGGUCAUCCCUGAGGUCAUCAUCAGCGUGUCGAUCCCGAUGACGCAAGAGCACUGGGAGAACUACAACCAGGUCCUUCCUCACUUCAAGGACGCCCUCGAUAUGCACAACGCCCUCACUUGCGGCAGUGACGAGUUCGACCAGGUAACCAAGGCGCACGUCGAGAUUGCAGGCAUCGACACGUACAAGCGCAAGGAGCCUCAGCUUACACGACCUUUGCUGAUGGACCCCAACCUCAGCCUUGAAGAGGUUCUUGCUGGCAUGGUGAAGCGCGAGCAGCUUGGUCGCCCUUGGGACUGGGGUCGCUCUACCUUGCGCCCAGAGCUUCUUCCUGAGGAGCUUGGAGGAGAGCUGAAAGGCUAUCCUGAAGUCGUCUAG